Messenger RNA from Pan troglodytes (chimpanzee), 1336 nucleotides. Its product is annotated as SERPINE1 mRNA-binding protein 1-like. Lineage: Eukaryota; Metazoa; Chordata; Mammalia; Primates; Hominidae. Gene Ontology annotation, molecular function: mRNA 3'-UTR binding. The record is from RefSeq and is a predicted model, not a curated record. Gene Ontology annotation, cellular component: cytoplasm; nucleus.
GAAGAGCUGAAGCAGGCGCUCUUGGCUCAGCGCGGCCCGCUGCAAUCCGUAGAGGAACGCGCCGCCGAGCCACCAUCAUGCCUGGGCACUUACAGGAAGGCUUCGGCUGUGUGGUCACCAACCGAUUCGACCAGUUAUUUGACGACGAAUCGGACCCCUUCGAGGUGCUGAAGGCAGCGGAGAACAAGAAAAAAGAAGCCGGCAGGGGUGGCGUUGGGGGCCCUGGGGCCAAGAGCGCAGCUCAGGCGGCGGCCCAGACCAACUCCAACGCGGCAGGCAAACAGCUGCGCAAGGAGUCCCAGAAAGACCGCAAGAACCCGCUGCCCCCUAGCGUUGGCGUGGUUGACAAGAAAGAGGAGACGCAGCCGCCCGUGGCGCCUAAGAAAGAAGGAAUAAGACGAGUUGGAAGAAGACCUGAUCAACAACUUCAGGGUGAAGGGAAAAUAAUUGAUAGAAGACCAGAAAGGCAACCACCUUGUGAACGAAGAUUCGAAAAGCCACUUGAAGAAAAGGGUGAAGGAGGCGAAUUUUCAGUUGAUAGACCGAUUAUUGACCGACCUAUUCGAGGUCGUGGUGGUCUUGGAAGAGGUCGAGGGGGCCGUGGACGUGGAAUGGGCCGAGGAGAUGGAUUUGAUUCUCGUGGCAAACGUGAAUUUGAUAGGCAUAGUGGAAGUGAUAGAUCUUCUUUUUCACAUUACAGUGGCCUGAAGCACGAGGACAAACGUGGAGGUAGCGGAUCUCACAACUGGGGAACUGUCAAAGACGAAUUAACUGACUUGGAUCAAUCAAAUGUGACUGAGGAAACACCUGAAGGUGAAGAACAUCAUCCAGUGGCAGACACUGAAAAUAAGGAGAAUGAUGUUGAAGAGGUAAAAGAGGAGGGUCCAAAAGAGAUGACUUUGGAUGAGUGGAAGGCUAUUCAAAAUAAGGACCGGGCAAAAGUAGAAUUUAAUAUCUGAAAACCAAAUGAAGGUGCUGAUGGGCAGUGGAAGAAGGGAUUUGUUCAUAAAUCAAAGAGUGAAGAGGCUCAUGCUGAGGAUUCAGUUAUGGACCAUCAUUUCCGGAAGCCAGCAAAUGAUAUAACGUCUCAGCUGGAGAUCAAUUUUGGAGACCUUGGCCGCCCAGGACGUGGCGGCAGGGGAGGACAAGGUGGACGUGGGCGUGGUGGGCGCCCAAACCGUGGCAGCAGGACCGACAAGUCAAGUGCUUCUGCUCCUGAUGUGGAUGACCCAGAGGCAUUCCCAGUUCUGGCUUAACUGGAUGCCAUAAGACAACCCUGGUUCCUUCGUGAACCCUUCUGUUCAAAGCUUUUGCAUGCUUAAGGAUUCCAAAUGAC